This is a messenger RNA of Lathyrus oleraceus (garden pea), 1352 nucleotides long. RefSeq lists its product as uncharacterized. The transcript has a single exon. The record is from RefSeq and is a predicted model, not a curated record. The coding region runs from base 244 to 1083 and encodes 279 amino acids. Lineage: Eukaryota; Viridiplantae; Streptophyta; Magnoliopsida; Fabales; Fabaceae.
AUUAUAGUAUUAUUUAAUUUAUGAUCAUUGAACAUGAAUAGUUGCCAUUUGCAAAAAAUUCAAAACUCAGAAAACCACCGCUAUAGCAUGACUCAUGCGCAAGCAAGUUGAAACCUCUCCCUCCAAAUUAUAUAUUCUCUCUUUCAUCCUCACACUUUUUCUCACCACACCACAAAAAAAAACUCCAUUCUUUCUCUCUCUAUCUCUAUAUCUUUCUCUCUCUAGACUCUAUAUUUUCAGGAUAUGCUACAAGUGGAUUUAGAAACACUUGUUUCAGCCUGUGCUGGCGGUUCUAGUGAUCGGAAAAUCGCUUGCGAGUCACAAGCUGACAAUCACAAAACGGAUCCACCGGAGCAUCAUCCCGAUUCUCCGCCGGAGUCAUUUUACCUCUCCAAAGAUGAAGAAACUGAGUGGUUGGAUCGUAACUUCGUCUACGAACGGAAAGAAUCCACCAAAGGAAACUCAAAUUCAGGAAACCUAAACCCUAACUCCAGCUCCAACUCCAAUACAACAUCUCAACGUUUCGCAAAUCUCAAAUCUAAGACUUCAAUGAUUGGCUUGCCUAAGCCUCAGAAACCUUCCUUCGUUGACGCUAAGAAUCGUCGCAACCAUAAGCCUAGCAACAUUAAGUUGUUUCCGAAGCGGAACGCCUCCGUCGGAAAAUCAUUCGCCGAACCUUCGUCACCGAAGGUGUCGUGCAUGGGAAGAGUCAGAUCUAAACGCGGAAGAACUUCAUCCGCCGCCGCCGCUGCAGUUAAAGAAAAAUCGCCGAGAACCGAGAGAAAACGCAGUUUCUUUGGAAGUUUACGGUCUAUUUUCCGCUCCGGUGGAAGAAAUAAAUCGAACCGGAGAACUGAUCCUCCGGCUUUUGAUUCAUCCGUGACAAACACGAACAGCGUUAGUAAUUCAAAAGCGCGUGACAGCACGGCGAGCUUAAACGACACGUCUUUUGUGGAGUCUGUAUCGAGAAAUAGCGUCUCGGAGAGUGAACCGCCGGGUUUGGGUGGGAUGAACCGGUUCAAGUCUGGAAGACGGUCUGACUCGUGGGGAGGAGAUGAUUCUGAAAUCCACGUGUCGCGAUGACAUUCGUUCUUGGUAACGGUUCCGUUACGUUACGCGACGGCUACAACGAAGCGGGGCCCAUCGGCUUUGCAAGUCAGUGGAGUCAGUAAAUGAUAAACAUCACGCGACUCGCGGGUCAUUCGCGUGGGGUCCAAGCGUGUUUAAAAAUGUGAAUGAUGUGGCGCGUUGAAUAACAAUAUGUGCGAUUGUUAUUGUUGGGAAUAUUUUUUUCCAUUCUUUUUAUAUUGUUAUUAAAUUUGAGAGUAUACAAGAGACAUGGGUGUUUUUAA